Molecule: messenger RNA, 1940 nt
Organism: Nicotiana attenuata
Lineage: Eukaryota; Viridiplantae; Streptophyta; Magnoliopsida; Solanales; Solanaceae
Product: cytochrome P450 CYP72A219-like
Exons: 5
Coding region: 72-1688 (538 amino acids)
Molecular function (GO): monooxygenase activity; iron ion binding; oxidoreductase activity, acting on paired donors, with incorporation or reduction of molecular oxygen
Source: RefSeq, a predicted model, not a curated record
GUCAAAUCUGGAUCUUAGUCCAAUAAGAUGGCUAUUUCGUUUUUUUCUUCUUCAUAAAUUAUAUAUUUAGGAUGAGAAGUAAGAAAGCCAAGAUGAAUUCUACUUUCAUCAUAUGGCAUGAAAUGGGAAAUGCUCACAACAGCAAAAUUGCAGCAAUCUGUUUGAUAAUUUUCUUGGUAUAUAAAGCAUGGGAAGUGAUGAAAUGGAUAUGGAUAAAGCCAAAGAAACUGGAGAAUUGCCUGAGACAACAGGGACUCAAGGGAAAUUCCUACAGGCUAUUCUAUGGAGAUAUGAAAGAAUUGUCCAAAAGUCUCAAGGAAAUCAAUUCAAAGCCCAUCAGUAAUAUAUCAAAUGAAGUAGCCCCAAGAAUUAUUCCUUAUUAUCUUGAAAUCAUCCAAAAAUAUGGUAAAAGAUGUUUUGUUUGGCAAGGACCAACGGCGGCAAUAUUAAUAACAGACGCAGAAUUAAUAAAGGAAAUAUUUGCUAAGAAUUAUGUUUAUCAGAAGCCUAAUAAUCCCAACCCAUUGACAAAGCUAUUGGCUCGAGGUGUUGUAAGCUACGAGGAAGAAAAAUGGGCAAAACACAGAAAGAUCUUAAAUCCUGCCUUUCAUAUGGAGAAGUUGAAGCAUAUGCUACCAGCAUUUUACUUGAGCUGUAGUGAGAUGCUGAACAAAUGGGAGGAGAUUAUCCCAGCAAAAGAAUCAAAUGAGUUGGAUAUUUGGCCUCAUCUUCAAAGAAUGACCAGUGAUGUGAUUUCUCGAACUGCCUUUGGUAGUAGCUAUGAAGAAGGAAGAAGAAUAUUUGAACUUCAAGAAGAACAAGCUGAGUAUCUAAUGAAGACAUUCAAUUCAGUUUAUAUCCCAGGUUCGAGAUUUUUUCCCAGUAAAAUGAAGAAAAGAAUGAAAGAAUGUGAAAAGGAAGUACGAGAAACAAUUACGCGUCUAAUUGACAACAGAUUAAAGGCAAAAGAAGAAGGCAAUGGCAAGGCCCUCAAUGAUGACCUAUUGGGUAUACUAUUAGAGUCAAAUUCUAUAGAAAUUGAAGAACAUGGUAACAAAAAGUUUGGAAUGAGUAUACCAGAAGUAAUUGAAGAGUGCAAAUUAUUCUAUUUUGCUGGGCAAGAGACUACAUCAGUGUUGCUUGUUUGGACAAUGAUUUUGUUAGGGAGAAAUCCAGAAUGGCAGGAACGUGCUAGGGAGGAAGUUUUCCAAGCCUUUGGAAGUGAUAAACCUACUUUUGACGAAUUAUAUCGCUUGAAAAUUGUGACGAUGAUUUUGUACGAGUCUUUAAGGUUAUAUCCACCAAUAGCAACUCGUACUCGAAGGACUAAUGAAGAAACAAAAUUAGGGGAACUAGAUUUACCAAAGGGUGCACUGCUCUUUAUACCAACAAUCUUAUUGCAUCAUGACAAGGAAAUUUGGGGUGAAGAUGCAGAGGAGUUCAAUCCGGAGAGAUUUAGCGAAGGGGUAGCAAAGGCAACAAAGGGACAAAUGACAUAUUUUCCAUUUGGUGCAGGACCACGAAAAUGCAUUGGACAGAACUUUGCGAUUUUGGAAGCAAAAAUGGCUAUAACUAUGAUUCUACAACGCUUCUCCUUCGAGCUCUCUCCAUCUUAUACACACUCUCCAUACACUAUGGUCACUUUGAAACCCAAAUAUGGUGCUCCCCUAAUAAUGCACAGGCUGUAGUUUGAUGACAAAUCAAGUCCUGUGAGAAUAUGCUAUUCGAGGAAUUAAGUUCCUCUACUAGUUUGACAGCAUAUUAAUUUGACCUGAUGUUUUUAUAUAUAGUCAUCAAUAUAACUUUCAGUGUUGCAGCAUACACCUAUGUAUUUCGAUAUGCUAGUUACAUGCUAUAUUGAUUAUUCCACUCUACUCUAGUUUAGGCACUUGUCCUACUUCUUAUCAUACGUAUAAUUUAGGGGACGUGCAUUUUCUUUU